This is a messenger RNA of Acipenser ruthenus (sterlet), 1214 nucleotides long. RefSeq names its product odorant receptor 131-2-like. Lineage: Eukaryota; Metazoa; Chordata; Actinopteri; Acipenseriformes; Acipenseridae. Bases 9 to 1214 code for a protein of 401 amino acids. Gene Ontology annotation, cellular component: membrane. The transcript is spliced from 4 exons. The record is from RefSeq and is a predicted model, not a curated record.
CCCAAGAAAUGAACUCUACUACAGGACCGUUUGACACAACCUUCAGAGGAGAUGCAGCAACCAUUCAAGUCAGAGACACUUUCAGCACAGCCCUCGCUAAAAAUAUCAUCGUUGUGUUUGUCUGGCUGUGUCUCAGUUACAUCAACGGGGCUCUGGUCCUCACGUUCUUCAAAAACCAAGUAUUUUACGAGGAUCCGCGAUACAUUCUGUUCAUCCACAUGGUCAUCAAUGAUGCUGUUCAGCUGACUGUUGCAUUGACUUUAUUUGUUGUGAGUUAUGUUUUCUUCAGAAUUAAUGUCGCCUUCUGCAGCUUUUUUAUAUUAAUUGCUGUCUUUACCACUAUGAACACCCCUCUGAGUCUCGCAGCGAUGGCUAUUGAGCGUUACGUAGCUAUCUGCAACCCCUUGCGUGCUGUCCCUGCAAUAACAGACCUGUUUAUUACAUUAGCAAUAGAACCUGUAGGUUUUUUCCACUCAUCUGUGUUCUGCCUGCGUGAUACAGUUUUUAGAGCUCCCUUCCUGUCUUAUAAAAGACAUGCUUUCGAUGGUAUAUAUUUUUCCUUUGUUUGUCUCACUGUAAUCUAUACUUAUUUAAAGAUCAUGUUUGUAGCAAAGGCAGCUAACAAUGAUGCUGCAAAGGCUCGCAACACCAUCCUGCUGCAUGGACUCCAACUGCUAAUGUGCUUGCUGUCGUACGGGAUUCAGCCACUACAGUCAGCCCUGGUGUUUAUUUUCCCAAGCCACUAUGUCAAUAUCUUCUAUAUUAUCUAUUUAUUAGUAUAUAUUUUGCCAAGAUUUCUCAGCCCAAUCGUCUAUGGUGUCAGGGACCAGAACUUUAGGAAGUACUUGAAACAGUACUUUGUGUGCAAAGGAGGGGGAUACGGCAGAGCUGCUCUCUCAGAGAGUCUCUACUCCCUCUCUAUGGAGCCCCUGCUGCACCAGCUCAGGGAGAACCUGACUGGACAGGCAGUGCACAGGGUCCUGAGUGACCUACAGGCCUCCCUCAGUGCAGCUCUCCCCCAGUUCCUGGGCAGGGUUCUGCCAGAGCGCUCGGCCCCAGAGCACGAGCUCCUGCUCCCCACAGUGCUGGUCUUCCCUUCAGUGCCACAAGAGGAGUGGGUGGAGCCGCCUGGCAGACUGCUGUCAGUGGGAAGAGUGACAGAGGUGGCUCUCCACACAGCAGAAAAGAAACAGCUGUAUGCAAUCUGUAUUUGA